AUGUCGCCGCUUGUGCGGGACUGGGAAACGAUCGCCAGAGGAGUUAUGGGGCCGCUUCGGCUGCCGCGCAACCCGAUUGCGAUGGGGCGAUUUGGGUUGCGGGCAAUGCGCUCGGCGCGUGGGUUUGCAAAUGCUGGCUGCGACAGAGCGCGGGCGGGCGUUGUUUGCGGGCAUUGCGGCGCACUCGGUUACGCCGCUGGAGUUCAGGGAUCGGCUGCGGCGGGGCUUAUGCUGCAGAUCGCCGGGCAUGCGGUCGGGUGGCCGCUGCCGCGCGGUGGAGCGCAGAGCAUCACCGACGCGAUGGUGUCGUACUUGGAAUCAUUGGGCGGUGAGGUCGUUACGGGUGUCAGGGUGGAAUCGCUGGAGGAACUGCCGGGCGUCGGAGUUGCGCUGCUGGAUGUGGGAGCGCGACAACUGGCUAGCAUCGCAGGCGACGCGCAAAGCUGGAGGCUUUUCCGCUACGGUCCUGGGGUAUUCAAGAUGGACUGGGCGCUUGAGGGGCCGAUACCGUGGUCGGCGUUGGAUUGCUCGUUCGCGGGGACGGUGCAUGUGGGCGGGACGCUGGAGGAGAUUGCGGCGGCAGAAGCGGCAGUCUGGCGCGGGGAGCAUCCUGAACGGCCUUUCGUACUUGUUGCGCAGCCUAGCAUGUUCGAUGAUACGCGCGCGCCUCAACUCAGGCAUGUCGCGUGGGCGUACUGCCAUGUGCCGAAUGGGUCGGACUUCGAUAUGACGGAGCGCAUCGAGAAUCAGAUUGAGCGGUUUGCGCCCGGAUUCAGGGAGCGAAUACUGGCUCGGAGUGUGAUGAAGACGUCGGAUAUCGAAGAUUACAACGCGAAUUAUGUGGGCGGGGACAUCGCUGGUGGCGCGAAUACCUUGCGGCAAUUGUUCGCGCGACCUGUGUCGGCGUUUUCGCCUUACAGGACGCCGAUCGAGGGAGUGUACCUGUGUUCGGCUUCGACUCCGCCGGGUGCGGGCGUGCAUGGCAUGUGUGGAUAUUGGGCGGCGCUUGACGCGCUGAAGUGGCUGCGAACUCACUGA
Molecule: messenger RNA, 1038 nt
Organism: Geodia barretti
Lineage: Eukaryota; Metazoa; Porifera; Demospongiae; Tetractinellida; Geodiidae
Source: the annotation of a GenBank genome assembly